UCACUCACACACAGGCUGAGAGAGACGAGACUUCAGCCGCCAUUGCGCUGGUGGUUUCUGAGUCUCUCAGCAGCGCCAAACUGAAUAAAAGCACGAUACCCACACAUCCACUUUAAACGAGAUUAAACACCAUCUAGAGCAGCGAGACAUCUUUGUGAGAUGGUCAAGCAAUGGAUCUCCAGCCUCUGCAAACAUAUCCUUGGUCUCCGUUUGGAUGACAUCGUGUGUUUACCAUGAACACCAGCAGCAAUGAAAGCUUACUGGGGAACGCCACAGACGUUAGAGACCGCAGCGCCUGGAUCGGGGAGUCUGUCGUCAUAUUAGCCAUUGCCUUAUUUGUCUGUCUGGGCAAUCUGCUCGUUGUGUUGACCCUUUAUCGGAAGCCCUACCUCUUAACGCCGAGCAAUAAGUUUGUCUUCAGCCUGACGCUUUCCAACCUCCUUUUGUCGCUACUGGUGCUACCAUUUGUCAUUGCCAGCUCUCUCAAUGGAGAAUGGCUGUUCGGCGUCGUAUGGUGCAACUUCACUGCACUGUUGUACCUGCUCAUCAGCUCUGCCAGCAUGCUCACGCUGGGAGCCAUUGCCAUCGACAGGUAUUACGCUGUGCUGUUCCCAAUGGUGUACCCUAUCAAGAUCACAGGCAAUCGUGCGGCGGUGGCCAUCGUCUACUUGUGGCUGCACUCUCUGCUGGGCUGCGUGCCUCCUCUGUUUGGCUGGUCCACAUUUGAGUUUGACCGUGUGAAGAAGACCUGUACUGUGGCCUGGUAUCGUGACGUCAGCUACACCGCAUUCUGGGUUGCGUGGUGCUGCCUGAUUCCUCUGUUUGCCAUGCUGGUGUGCUACGGCCUCAUCUUCCGGGUGGCACGGUGCAAAGCUCGCAAGGUGCACUGCGGGACGGUUGUGGUAGUUCAGGAGCCAUCAUCCUCCAACAGGAACGGACGAAAGAACUCCACCGCCUCGGUUUCAUCUGUCGGGAGCCGAAGAGGUUCGAUCUACGCUGGAAGCCAGUGUAAAGCCCUGGUCACCAUUUUGGUGGUGGUUGGCACCUUCUUGAUGACGUGGGGGCCGUAUGUGAUAGUGAUCUGCACCGAGGCGGUAAGGGGGCGAGGAAGUGUGUCACCGGGACUGGAGACGAUUGUGACCUGGCUGUCGUUCGUCAGUGCUGCCUGUCAUCCUCUCAUAUAUGGGCUGUGGAAUAAAACUGUAAGGAAGGAGCUGCUUGGCAUGUGCUGUGCCGAACGCCACUACCGGGAGUCGUUUAUUAGUCGCCACAGGAAGUCCCGCCUCUUUAGCAUCUCCAACCGAAUCACAGAUCUCGGUUUGUCUCCGCACCUGACGGCCAUGUUGGCUGGUGGAGGCCAUCUUUUAGGUGCAGGCAGCAGCACAGGAGACACUGGUUUCAGUUUUUCCCACGACUCAGGUACAGAUAUCAUGUUGCUGGAUAACUGUUCUGAAGGGGCAGAAAGCUCACACUACAGUGCUUUAGUCAGCAAGCGCAGGAGUUCAGUGAUGUUUGAGGACCAGGUGGAACAGCAGUCUAAAGCCGGUGAGGAUCAGUCUCAGUGCCUGGUGAAGGCGGAGAUACACGAGGCGAUUGACAGCUUCGCAUCCAGUAUGGCCAAAGCCAUCGAGAGCGACGCCAAACUUCUGUUGUUCGGUACAGAGUCUCUGACGGACAGCGUUUCAUCGUGUCGAUCCGCGCAGAGGAGCUCGCGCUACCCGGAUGGACAGAGGCUCCGUCUGGAGAGCAUCGAUGAGGGAAUUGUUAAUGAUGACAAGGUUGAGAACGAGGAGGAUGAAAUCGAGGAAAUCUGUGCGUAAAUAAAUUUGCACAUGGCCUGAUUUUGGUCUUUAAUGUUUUCAGUUAAGCACAUACUCUGAUUGCGUGUAUAUGGGUACGUGUAUAACACGCAUACAGAGAAGAUGUUGUGAUUUUCAGUACUAAAACUGAGUUUAGCUCUUACUUGCCUGAACACAUUGUCAUCUAAAAGCACAAAAAGUAAGUCACAAAAAUAUUUUCUCAGGAAACGUUCUGGGCAUCAUAUUAUAUUACAUGGGCUAAGUCGUCAAAAAAAUGAGAACCUGCCAUUAAUUAGCAUACUAUCAAUAGCAUUUUGAACAAUUAUUAUUAAUAAGUACUAUUAAUUAAUGACAUUCAAAGGAUAACAAACAUUUUCGAACAAGGCAAUUCAGUUAACACAAAUGAAUGAACUACAUCCCUUCUGUUUAUUAAAAACAUUUGUUCUGUUUAGUUUGUGGGACAGAUUUUACACAAUUGUUCUGGUUUUAACAAGGCUGUUUAAUUUCUUUUAGCCUGCACGAAAACAAGUGUGAUACAGUACCUAUGACAGCUAGCCCCGUUCUCUUUUACUUCGCAUUAUUCAAUAGAAAUGAGCUGUGUAAAGUAGACCAGUAUGUAACGUGUUUGUACAGAUGGAAAAAAAUGAUCUUUUGAAUUGUGUUUAUUACUCUUAAGGUAUGUCUGCUUUCAAAAUACUGUGUAAGACUUUCACGUCGUAUUUACUAAGUCACAGUGUGGCCUGCAUGCUUGUAUACAACCGUGAGUAAUGAUUAGAGUAGAUCUGCCAAAAAUGAUGAACCACUGUCCAUUAAGAGUGCAAAGCUUUGUGUCACUUAUAAAACUACACCGAUACAUAUAGUCUUCUGUUAUAUGCACACAAUCACGAUACUCGCAUUUCAUAUUUCUACAGUGGCAUAGAGUCAAAUAUUUAUAAUGUCCUUUAGUGUUUCAGAUAUGCAGGUUGAGAUUGUAUCAUGUUUUUUAUUUCUAUUUUCAAGGUGUAAACAUUUUGUAUUCUUUUCUUUUUUUUACAAAGCAUUUAAAUUAUUCUUUUAAAAACAUGCAUUAUCAUUAUUUGUCUUUUAUACCGUAACUGUCUUUCUGGAAAAAAAACAGCACUUGUAUUUCCUGUUGGUCGCAGUGGUCGGUGUGUGAAGGUGUUUAAUGAUUAGAGUCUGCUGAACAUCUGUAAGGAUCUCAGCCAACACUGGUUCGGCAUGAGAAGAAGAACGUGCAAACAGGGAAGGACAGAACUUCCUCCGUGUCUUUGCGUAAAACUGUGUAAACCGUUUAUGAAAUUGGAAUAUAUCUUUUACUUUUAGAACCGUUUUAGCUACUUGUUUUUUUGAUUUGUGCAUAAAUCAAGUGCAUUUUUUGGAAUUUAUGACUGCAAAGACAUAUUAAGACAUAUUCUUACAGGAUAAUAGACAAACAUUCACUUUGUUUAUAUGCUCACUAUGCAAAAAUAAGCAAAACAUAUAAAAUAUUUACAAACACCCAAUAAAAAUGACUUUUUGUUGCAA
Puntigrus tetrazona (Sumatra barb) is the source of this 3323-nucleotide messenger RNA. RefSeq names its product G protein-coupled receptor 161b (gene gpr161a). Gene Ontology annotation, molecular function: G protein-coupled receptor activity. Gene Ontology annotation, biological process: G protein-coupled receptor signaling pathway. Gene Ontology annotation, cellular component: recycling endosome; membrane. The record is from RefSeq and is a predicted model, not a curated record. The transcript has 6 exons. Bases 234 to 1820 code for a protein of 528 amino acids. Lineage: Eukaryota; Metazoa; Chordata; Actinopteri; Cypriniformes; Cyprinidae.